Molecule: messenger RNA, 2104 nt
Organism: Plodia interpunctella (Indianmeal moth)
Lineage: Eukaryota; Metazoa; Arthropoda; Insecta; Lepidoptera; Pyralidae
Exons: 11
Coding region: 729-2072 (447 amino acids)
Source: RefSeq, a predicted model, not a curated record
AUAAAAAUUAUAAACACAAAAGCCCGUCUAUAGGGUUCACUUCAAAUACGACAACACAUUGUUGAUUUUUAGCUUCACGUUUAGCUGCUUUUUGUCGAUUGAGUACACUUCUAAGACUUCAGACUUGAAAUAGGCGGCAAAGCUUUUGUGUACCACAUACAGUGCUACGUGUAUACAUACGUACGUGUGUACCACAUACGCUAAAUGUGCAGUGCAGUGUAAUACUCCCUAUUCAUUAAAAUUAGAAAGCGCGGGGCCGCGACUAACAUGUAAAAUUGAUUGUCUGUGAUUUUUAUUGUUUUAGUUUUACAUCAAUCAAGGAACAUCAUAUCGUCACACCAACGUCAAUUCUAUAUUGACAAAAUUGGCAAGUGUUGUCAAGUUAAUUUUUAGCAUUGUUUAUUUGUAUGCUUUUAAAUUGUUAAUUCGUUUUAAAGAAAAAUUUGUAGUUAUGGUGGAAGAAAAGGAGGAAGAUUUUUCUGAUAAUUAACCCUCAACUUUCAAAAGGGGGGGGGUGAGAGAUUGUAUGGGACUUAAUACAAUUUUCAAGAGAAAAACCUGAAAAAUCUUACUGACACUUACUUUUUGUAGUAAAUAACAAGUCGUGUAAAUGUAUAAAGAUAAUCGGACACCUAGAAGCGGUGAAAUGGUACCUGUGGCCACGUUACUACAAGCCAAGCCCCAACUACCUCGCGCUAGGGGAUUGGACCAAGGACCCCUUCAUUUGGAUGCAUUACGUCGAAAGUGACGAUGGCAUAUUACCUGAGGAUGACGUGUUGAAAUCUACGGACUCACGGUACUGGUCGAUUCACGAUGUCCAGCGGUAUUAUUAUGGGGAGCUACACUGUGAGCAAGUUCUGUUCACCUACCAGUACCCCAACCUGAGGAUGCCCACACGCCAUGGCAGCCACCUGUGGAAGGCAAACACUGCCCUUAAAUUACCGCUCAAAAUGUACCAGAAGGAAUUACAUAGUUCUUUUGAAAUUACCUUGAAGAAAAUGGAAGCGAAGCAAGUCCAAAUGAACAGACUGAUAGUAUCGGAUCAACUGAUAAAAAUUGACCGGCUUGAUUACUUCAAACGACAAACCUUUUUUCGUAUUCUAUUAAAUAUAAUGAGUUUCCAGAACUCUUUGGAGCUGGUAUCAUUUGAGAACCUAUGCUGCAAGAGGCUGGAGGGAGUUCGGUUGAUACAGCAGCUUGCGUGUUUUAACGCUGACUCACUCAAAUACUUGUUCCUGUGGCGAUUCGUCCUACCCAAUGAAAAUCCUUUAAUUAUUAACUACAGUUAUAUCACGGGUAGUGGGGCAUAUAUACCUCGCCCAGACACCAGGCAGUGUUUCCUGAGAAGUUUGGGGGAGCUCCGCAACCUGAGGAUGAUAGCUCUGGAGUACUCCCACAUCGCUGACGGUACUGGCGGUGCCCUAAUCGCGCUAUUGCCCGUGCUCAAGCGAACGCAUUUCAGGUUGCAGCUCAUAUGUCGGGAAGAUCAAAUGCCUGGACGUGCGAAUGCCGCCCUUGGAACAGGAGGCUAUGGCAUUCCAGACACCGCCUGGAGACGUGUCACAAUAGCUUGUCCUGAUUUGUUUGUGUUGAUGGUUUUCUUCCGUAUUCGUGAUUAUGACAACAUCCGUCGAUUCUUGACACCCAGCAUACCUUUACGUGAGGUCCACCUGCAGCUCGGAAUCGACUUGAAGAUGAAACAGCGCCAAGAUUCAGACGUUAGUUGCUUUGUGCGGCACAUGGCCGGCCAGUAUGGGGAUACUCUUGUAACGCUGAGUAUUCACCAAUGGAGAUUUGCAAAUUUCCCGCUACGCCGCGUUUUUGAGCUGAUGCCGCACCUAGUCCGGUUCUUCUAUGUGGGUCGCGUGGAAGACGAAGUGGACCUAAAGAGGAUGUUAUAUAUAAUCGCGUGUGGCGUUUGUGAGAAACUCAAACAAAUCAUGAUUCAAAUUCAAGAUGAAGAGUGCAGAAGAGAUUAUUGGAAGAAUGUCGUCGAAUCACUGACAGAAGAAUUUGAAGAAAUCAUGGAAUUUUUAGGAGUCAAACUCUGUUUAUGUGUUUAUAAAGUAUAAUAUUGAUUUAUUAAAUGCCAUUGAUAAGCAUA